AUGUUACGUUCAUUAAAUCGUAUUUAUUCCAACAAAUUAGUUUUUAAAAAAGCUAUUAAUUGUAACAAUUCUCUUCGGUGGCAUUCAACUUGUAAUUAUGGCGUAUGCUUAGAUAUCGACGGUGUUUUGAUCAAGGGUGAUACGGUAGUUCCUGAGGCAAGAGCUGCAUUAGAUUUUCUGGAUGGAAAUAACAUGGCUAAAAAAAAGAUUCCUUUCAUUGUAUUAACGAAUGGUGGUGGUGUCACAGAAAAGAAAAAGGCCAAAGAACUUUCUAAAUUGCUUGAAUUUGAUUUAUCGGAAGAGCAAGUUGUAUUAUCACAUUCACCUAUGAGAUCAUUAGUUUCCAUAUAUCAAAAUUCUCAAGUGUUGGUAUUAGGAGGUGCAUCCGACAAUUGUAGGAAGGUUGCGGAAAGUUAUGGGUUUAAUCAAGUUGUAUUGCCAAAUGAUAUUCUAGCGUGGAAUCCAAGUAUUUGGCCAUUUACUAAAUUAGGACGAGAAGAUUUAAAAUUAACAAAGAAAGUUGAUUUUUCAAGAGAAUCAAUAGUCGCAAUUAUGAUGUUUCACGAUAGCCGUGAUUGGGGACGAGAUUUACAAAUCACUUUAGAUGUAUUAAGAAGUAGAGAUGGAUAUGUUGGGACAUUGAGAAAGGAAAAUGAAGUAACUUCACGUGCCGUUCCAAUAUACUUCUCAAAUCCCGAUAUUAUUUGGGCAAAUGAUUAUCCAGUUCCUAGAUAUGCUCAAGGAUCAUUUAGGAAAUGUUUGGAGCUUUUGUUUCAGGACACAACAGGUCAUAAGCUUAAAUAUAAAUUAUUUGGAAAACCGGAACCCAUAACAUAUAUGUAUGCAGCAAAGAAGUUGGAAGAUUUCGCUGCGGAGUAUACAGGAGAGAGAAUAUCGAACAGGAAAAUUUAUG
This is a messenger RNA of Funneliformis caledonium, 913 nucleotides long. The record is from the annotation of a GenBank genome assembly. Lineage: Eukaryota; Fungi; Glomeromycota; Glomeromycetes; Glomerales; Glomeraceae.